Messenger RNA from Nelumbo nucifera (sacred lotus), 4402 nucleotides. RefSeq names its product ARM repeat superfamily protein. NCBI's taxonomy places the organism in Eukaryota, Viridiplantae, Streptophyta, Magnoliopsida, Proteales, Nelumbonaceae. The record is from RefSeq and is a predicted model, not a curated record.
UUUCCCUGCUGAACUCGAUGAUCUCUUUUGAGAUACGCAAGUAACGCCACUGCUCAGGCGCUCAAAGCACUUACAGAGUCCAAACCCUAAACCCUGCCAGCGGCCUUGUUGCAUAGAGCCGCGGUAACUGCCUUCUGCUUUUCCCGCCAUGGAAGGCUUGGAAAUGCAGGAAGCGUCGCUCACCAUGGAAGAAACCGAUGAUCUCUGCAGCUCUAUCUUCUCUCGAUUCAGCAACUCCACUCAAGAAGACCAUCAGCGCCUCUGCGCAGUCGUCGGCGCCAUGUCUCAGGAACUCAAAGACCAGAACCUCCCUUUAACACCACUAGCUUACUUUGGCGCUACCGUCUCUUCUCUACAUCGCCUCUCAACCGAAUCCGAAGCAUCCGAUCCUGUAAUUGCCGGUCUUCUCACUCUUCUGUCCAUGGUUCUCCCGAGGGUCUCCGUGGCUGUUCUUAGAAAAAAAAGGGAUUUUGCAUCGGGGCCGGUGGUUCGAGUCCUUCGUAAUCAGUCUGCAACCGUUACUGCGUUGACAUCGGGAUUGAAGUGUAUUUCGCAUUUGCUCAUAGUGGGUGACAAGGCUAGUUGGUCGGAGAUAGCUGACCUUUAUGCGCUGCUUCUUGGCUUUGUCACCGACUCUCGCCCUAAGGUGAGAAAGCAGUGCCAUCUUUGUCUUCGCGAUGUCCUGCAAAGUUUUCAAAGAUCAGCAGUAUUGGCACCUAGUAGCGAAGGGAUCACAAAAGUCUUUGAAAAGUCUCUCCUGCUUGCUGGUGGAUCAAAUUCUACUGCAUCUGAAGGACCCAAGGGAGCUCAGGAGGUUCUAUAUAUUCUUGAUGCUCUAAAAGAUUGUCUUCCUCUUAUGUCAUUAAAGUUGACGGCUAGCAUCCUAAAGUACUUUAAGUCUCUUAUCGAACUUCAUCAGCCACUUGUUACUAGACGAAUAACAGAUUGUUUGCAAGCACUUUGUCUCCAUCCAACUUCAGAAGUUUCACCUGAACCACUGCUUGAUCUUUUGUGUUCGUUAGCAUCUUCAGUAUCUGUCAAUGAGAAGUCGGUGGAUGCCAUGACCUUCACUGCUCGCUUGCUUGAUGUUGGUAUUAGAAAAGUUUAUAAUAUGAAUAGGCAAAAUUGUGUGGUUAAGCUCCCUCUUGUAUUCAAUGCACUUGGAGAAAUUUUGGCCUGUGAGCAUGAGGAGGCCUUAGUUGCAGCCAACGAGGCAUUGAGAAGUCUAAUACAUGCAUGCAUUGAUGAAAGCUUGAUUAAACAAGGAGUGGAUCAGCUUAUGGAAAAUGCAAAGGGAGAAUCACGAAAAUCUGGACCAACCAUAAUAGAAAAGAUAUGUGCUACUAUUGAGARUUUCCUUGGUUAUCGAUAUAAUGCAGUUUGGGACUCGUCAUUUCAGAUUGUUUCAGCAAUGUUUGAUAAGUUAGGGAAAUAUUCUUCUCAUCUGUUGACGGGAAUAAUUAAGAGCUUAGUGGACUUGCAGAAGCUGCCAGAUGAAGAUCUCCUCUACAGAAAACAGCUGCAUGAAUGUAUUGGAUCAGCUCUGGGAGCAAUUGGACCCGAAACGUUCUUAAGCCUAAUACCUCUUAAUUUAGAGGAUGAAGACAUUACUGAGGCCAAUAUUUGGCUGUUUCCUAUUCUGAAGCAAUAUACAGUAGGUGCCCAUUUAAGUUUCUUUGCAAAGUCAAUUUUGGGCAUGGUUGGACUUGUAAGGCAGAAAGCCCGGAUGCUUGAGCAAGAGGGACGACUUUUCUCUUCAAGGAGUACUGAAGUACUUGUGUAUUCACUAUGGUCCUUAUUGCCUUCCUUUUGCAACUAUCCUGCAGACACUGCUCAUAGCUUUAAGAAUCUAGAAAAUUCCCUAUGCACUGCCCUUCGUGAAGAGCCAGAUGUGCGUGGAAUCAUAUGUUCCAGUUUGCAGAUUCUCAUUCAGCAGAACAGGAGAUUGCUGGAGGAAAAUAAUGAUACAUCUAAUGAUGAUAUUAGCAUCCCCAAGCAUAAAGCUAUGGCCUGUUACACACCACAGGUUGCAACUGACAAUUUAAAUGCACUGAAGGCAUCUGCCCCCAAGUUAUUGCAAGUCUUAUCUGGGAUAUUCAUGAAAGCUUCAAAAGAUUGUGGCGGAUGUUUGCAGUCCACAAUUGGUGAGCUUGCUUCCAUUUCGGAUAAGGAUUUAGUUGAGAAGUUCUUCAAAACCACAAUGCAGAAGCUUCUAAAAGUAACUCAAGAAGCUCAGGCUCAUAAAGCAAAACAGCUUAGAAAUUCCAGUUCUAUGCAGAUUGACAAUUCAGCCAAUGAAAGUUCACCAUCACUUUUGAGGGCACAACUAUUAGAUUUAGCUGUGUCACUUUUGCCUGGGUUGGAUGUCAGAGCAGUUGAUGUGUUAUUUCAUGCAAUAAAGCCUGUUUUAGAGGAUGAUGAAGGCUUUGUGCAGAAAAAGGCAUACAAGAUCCUUUCAAUUAUCCUUAGGGACCGUGCUGAGUUCCUUUCAACUAAGCUGGAUGAUUUACUUGAUUUGAUGAUCAAAGUGUUGCCGUUCUGUCAUUUUUCUGCCAAACGCCAUAGACUUGACUGUUUGUACUUCUUGAUUGUCCAUGUUUCUAAGGAUGCAUCAGUGCAAAGGAAACAUGAGAUCAUUAGUUCUUUUCUAACUGAAUUAGUACUUGCAUUGAAAGAGGCUAACAAGAAGACAAGAAAUAAGGCUUAUGACAUACUUGUCCAAAUUGGCCAUGCCUGUGGAGAUGAAAACAAGGGUGGCAAGAAGGAAAACUUGCUACAGUUUUUUAAUAUGGUAGCUGGAGGCCUGGCUGGUGAAACACCUCACAUGAUCAGUGCUGCAGUCAAAGGUUUAGCUCGUUUGGCUUAUGAGUUCUCAGAUCUUCUUUCUGCAGCUUAUAAUGUGCUCCCAUCUGCAUUCCUCCUCUUGGAAAGAAAGAACAAAGAAAUAAUCAAAGCUAAUUUAGGUCUGCUGAAGGUGUUGGUGGCCAAAUCGCAAGCUGACUGGCUGCAAAUGCACUUGAAGAGCAUGGUCGAAGGACUACUGAGGUGGCAGGAUGACACCAAGAAGCAUUUUAAGGCCAAGGUCAAGCUGCUUCUGGGAAUGCUAAUUAAGAAAUGUGGUUUAGAUGCUGUAAAAGCAGUAAUGCCUGAAGAACACAUGAAACUUCUCACUAAUAUAAGAAAGAUUAAGGAACGGAAAGAACGAAGAACUGCAGUGGGCUCUGAAGAAGCUAGUUCGCUUCACUCUAAAGCUACUACAUCCAGGAUAAGCAGAUGGAAUCAUACAAAAAUAUUUUCGGAUUAUGGGGACGAGGAGAGCGAGGAUACAGAUGGAGAUUACACGGAAGCUGAGAUGAUGUCUGGUCGACGGAGCAAGGCUUCCUCUGAGUUCAAAUCCAAACAAUCUUCAUUAAGGUCAAGACAAAUACAUCGAUCAGAUAAGAGCUUGCCAGAGGACAUGCUUGAUCAAUUAGGAGAUGAUCCACUUGAUUUGUUGGACCGGCAGAAGACAAGGUCAUCUCUCCAUUCCUCUAAACAACUCAAACGGAAGCAAGAUUCAGAUGAUGAACCAGAGAUAGAUUUCGAAGGGCGGUUGGUGAUUCGUGAUGUUCAUGAGCGUGGAAAACCAAAGAAAGAUACGAUGAACGAUCCUGACAUGGAUGCAAUAAGCCAAGCAGGGAGCCAAGUGUCUGCAAAGUCAUCAAAGCAAUCCAAGAAGCGCAUGAAAACAUCAGAUUCUGGGUGGGCAUACACAGGGAGUGAGUAUGCUAGCAACAAGGCUGGUGGGGAUGUGAAAAGGAAGGACAAGCUGGAGCCUUAUGCAUAUUGGCCACUUGAUCGCAAGAUGCUGAGCCGUAGGCCCGAGCAUCGUGCAGCUGCGAGGAAGGGUAUGGCAAGUGUUGUGAAAUUGACCCAAAAACUUGAAGGGAAAAGUGCUUCACUUGCUAUAAAGGGUUUGAACUUCAAAAAGAAAACGAAAAAAAGCAACAAGAAAAGCAGGUAAGGGGGAGUGGCGUCUGUAAUUGGAACCAUUGAUACGAGGGCCUGGGUAUUUAUUAGUUUUUAUUCUUUGGUUGGUUUUCUUUUUUCACCUAAAGAGCUUAGGGGUUACCCAAAUCCAUCCAUUUGAGUUGCGGGUCAAGUAUGGUUCGAAUUUGUAGAGAGCUCGUCAUUUGUGCUAUUCAUUUACUGGGGUGUAAUGUGAUUUUCUUGUAAACCUAAAAAGUACAAAGUAAUCGGAAAUUCGGAAUGGAUACAUGCACCCGAUUUCUUUCUUGUUGAACCAUUUUCUCGUUAAAUCAAUCAUAAACACUACAAAGUGUCUAUGUAAUAUUUGGGGUCAAUGAUAAAUACCCCGCCGAACUUUCAUUUGUGACAAAUACCCCCCUUUGGAGUUCUGUUA